Messenger RNA from Menidia menidia (Atlantic silverside), 3225 nucleotides. The record is from the annotation of a GenBank genome assembly. Lineage: Eukaryota; Metazoa; Chordata; Actinopteri; Atheriniformes; Atherinopsidae.
UUUUUUUGUUUAGUUUUUUAACAUUUUGAUGAUUAUAAUUGAGAAACAGGAUGUACAAAUCUUUCUACCACUGAAGUGCAUGUGUGUGAAUGAUAUUUAAAUACAUACCAAGCAGGGAACACAAAUGAAUUAUCCACACUGAACAGUUAACAUAAAACACAAUCCGAUAAAAAGACGUUUCCAGGUCGGUCGCAAAAGAGGACUCUGAUUUAACUCUGAGGGUGUGAGGCCGGAGCCAUACGGAGCUACCUGCAGGCUGAGCAGGUCUCAUCUGAUACAACAGCACUCUCUACUGGCACAAACUUCAAAUGAAACCACUGAUUCGUUUCUCUGUACUUUAAGCUCCUGUUUUACCUAAAACUGGACUUUGAUGAACCUUUAAAAUCACACACUCUCUCAGGUUUUACAUACAUGUAAUACAUUUUAAGCAGAGGGAAAACUGGACAGCAUAUUUAUAUCCUAAAAGUCUAUCUAAUAAUCAAUCCAGAAAUAAAGGCACAUAAGGCUUGUUCAGUUCCUCCCAGGCUCUCAUUUACGUUUCUUCCCUUGUGUUUGCUGUUUUUUUUUUAGAAAUCCGUUAUGGCCUCUGGAAAUGUAACAUCUCUCGCUUGAAUCUAUUGCUGUUAGAAUGCACUUUGGUCACUGUUGGGGACUGAGGCAGUGAGGGCAAAGUUCGCAGGGCGCUUGUAAGGAGGAGGGGGUGAAGAGGAGGAAGGUUAAAAAAAAAGAAAAUUGACCUUUGAAAGCAAAACAGCAGGUGGAGAGCUAAAACCAGGCAGCUCAGGACACAUCGGGAGGAAAUUCGACUGAGAAAAAUGAAAGUGUAAUUUCCCCCCGAGCUAAAGAGGGACUGCAGAGAAAAUAAUGAGGCCUGAUGCCGUCCGUUUAGGAGCCAUUUAAGAGUGGCGGAGCACAGGAGAGCAGCGUUUGACCGGGAGGCAGUAGCAAGGUAAGGCAAGAGAUCAAUGGAGGGCGAGGAGCGGGCCAGGGCGGCCAAAGGAAGGCCCGGACAUUUGACGGCCCUUCAGGAGCAGCUGAUCUGGGCCCUUUUGGAAUCUGGACUGUCCCGGGACGUCCUGGUUCAAGCCAUUGGAGAACUGGAGCAAAACAGGGCAGGUGCCAGCGGCGAGAGGAGAGACAGGGGCGAUGGAGAAAGCUCAGAGGAGGGAGAGAUGGACUUCCCGCCGCCUAUAUUUCGAGAGCUGGAGAAGCUUCCUCCAAACGAAUUGUCCAAGCUGAGAGCUGAAGUCGACCAGCUACUACAGGAGGACCCCUGGCACGUUGCAAAAAUGGUGAAAAGCUACAUGCAACAGCACAACUUACCCCAGAGAGAGGUGGUGGAAUCCACAGGACUCAACCAGUCCCACCUCUCCCAGCAUCUCAACAAAGGCACACCCAUGAAGAACCAGAAAAGAGCUGCUCUGUACAGCUGGUACGUCAAGAAGCAGUGUGAGAUCAGCCAGCAAUUUACUAAUGCCAAACAUGGCCUUACACCUGUUGAGGAUCAAGGGGAGGAGGUCAAGAAAGGGAGAAGAAACAGGUUCAAGUGGGGCCCGGCUUCGCUCCAAAUCCUCUUCCAGGCUUACGAGAGGCAGAAGAAUCCCAGCAAGGAGGAGAGAGAGGGGCUGGUGGAGGAGUGCAACAGGGCCGAGUGUCUCCAGAGGGGGGUGUCUCCGUCUCAGCUUGCAGGCCUGGGCUCCAACCUGGUCACUGAAGUCCGAGUGUACAACUGGUUUGCCAACCGCCGAAAAGAGGAGGCUUUCCGUCACAAGCUGGCCCUGGACACGCCCUUCAACAACCAAUCGGCGUCCUCCUCCAACACCCCACUUCCACCAAGUCCUGAGCACAGUGUGAAGUACAGCCAGCAGAUCUCUUGUGAUACCGUGUGCUCGGCCAGAGGCGGCGCAGGGGAGAGAGGGGGGCGUCUUGUGGUCAGCCCGGUCCACUUAGAGCCCAGCCACACACUCCUGGAGAGCCAUAACCCCAAGCUGGUGUCCAGCAGCGGCCCGCUACCCCCAGUAAGCACUCUGACCUCCCUGCACAGCCUGUCUGCCUCCCCUGCGUCCUCACAGAGCCUGAUCAUGGCCUCAGUGCCUGGAGUCAUGAGUCUGGGAGAGUCCUCCCUCCUCAUUGGUUUAGCCUCCGCACAGCCGCAGAGCGUCCCCGUGAUAAACAACAUGGGAGGGGGUUUCACAGCCCUCCAGCCCAUCUCCUUCCAGCAGCAGCUUCACGCGUCCCACCAGCAGCCACUAUCCCAGCAGCUCCAGAGCCACAUGGCAGCCAGCCCCUUCAUGGCAACCAUGGCCCAGCUGCCGUGUCACAUGUACAACAAAUCGGACUCCCCCCAGUACCAUUCAUCCAGUUUGCUGUCCCAAGCCAUGGUCAUCACUGACAGCACCAGUCUGGGGACUCUGACCAGUUUGGCAGCGGUCAGACAGAUUCUCACGACAGAUCCGGAAGAAGAGACAGACCCGCCUUUACAGGAGGAUUCUUUACACCUGCAGCCCCACACACCUGUACCAGCUUCUUCUGAGAGCUUAGAGAUGUAUCCUUCCUCUCAGACAACAGAACGGCAUCAGUCUCAUCUCCUCUCGCCUUCACCUACAGAUAUCAGCUCCUACAUGCCGUCACAAAUGGUGUCUACGGCCCAGUGAGCGUCCAGCGCCCUGUCAGCUGAAACCGGGAGGGUGACAGCAUUUGCAAUUCCCAGAAAAAGCCACAACAAGGGCUCGACGAAAACACAGCUAUAAUCGCAACGAGGGCUGAUAUCUUAAAAGAUGAAUCUUUGAAAUAGCACAGAAUCGACUCAAGAUCAACCAGAAAUGUGUUCAGUUUUUUUAAUGUUUUGUAAUAUUCGGUGUAAAUCCAGGUGACACUUGUUACCUGUGCUGUUUUUAACUCACUGCUUUAAAUGCUCAUUUCUCACUUCAUGAAAAAGUAAAGACUACUUCAAAUCAACAGUGUAUGUACAAAAUUGUGAAUGAGCAAAGUGUCUUUCCUCCUCUGAAUAUGAGGAACAUACCAACCAAAUGCUGGUGCCUGCAAUGCCAGAGCCAAAGAGCCCCAAACUGGGGAAAUAAUAAAAAAAAAAAUUCAGUUCAAUGCUUCCUCUUUGUUUCCAUCUCGCUUCUUUUUCUUUUUCCUUUUGACUUUAAUGUCUGUCUGCUCCAAGUUCCCGUUCUCACCAUUGUUUGGACUGGGAGCAAAACCGGCAGAGUCCCCCUU